This is a messenger RNA of Macroventuria anomochaeta, 3804 nucleotides long. RefSeq lists its product as uncharacterized. Gene Ontology annotation, molecular function: structural constituent of nuclear pore. Gene Ontology annotation, cellular component: nuclear pore transmembrane ring. The record is from RefSeq and is a predicted model, not a curated record. NCBI's taxonomy places the organism in Eukaryota, Fungi, Ascomycota, Dothideomycetes, Pleosporales, Didymellaceae. Gene Ontology annotation, biological process: nuclear pore organization; protein import into nucleus. The coding region runs from base 1 to 3804 and encodes 1267 amino acids. The transcript is spliced from 2 exons.
AUGAACGGCGCCACUCCCGCGCGCAGAGGGCCUGGCGGGUUUCCUGCAACACCACAGAUGUCGAAUCGCUCGCCCGGCGUGCGCAGCCCCAGUGCCUCCACACCGUCGCGACCAAACGCGCGGUCGCCCAUACAAGAUGUUCCCAGGGCUGCACCUGCGCCGCAAAGCUCAGGGCCUGUCAUCCCGUCCGAGGUCCUCGAUGCGGCACAGCAGCGCUUCUACCUAUUCGCCAUCUACAUGGCCCUAUGGGCCUACCGUUCCUAUGACUUCUACACACUCGCCGUCGAGGAGGACGAGUCGCUAUGGCUGUGCCUCAAGUGGUGCUUCUUCGACAUGAUCUUCAUGUUUGGCGUCCCGCUGCUGGAGAUUCCCUGGCUGGAGUGGAGCAACGGCGCUGCCUUUCUGUUGUUCGUGGUACACGCCGCGCUCGACGUCAUGCUCAUGUUUCGCAUUGGCAUACCGGUCCAGGCGUGGGCUGUCAGCUUGGUCGGCUUCCUGUGGGACAGCGAGCUUGCCAUUAGCGAGCGCAGCGUCAAGCCAGGCUCUAUCCUGCACAACGCCUCGCUGAUCCUGGGAAAGCAGAUCGUCAACAUUCUGCCCGAGGGAUCCGCAAUCCUGAACCCCAACAAGGAGCCAUUCUGCCUGAACUCGACCGUCACCCAUCUGGAGAUCCCCAUCAUGAUCAACCAAACCGAGCCGAUCGAAAUGGAGCUUCUGCGCAUCGACUUCGAGACCAACGUCAACGAGACCAUCACAAUCAAGAAGUCUGAGCUCGGCAAGAUGCUCAAGAAGGCGCGGAAGUCGACGAGAUCUGCGCAUCCCGACGAUCCAUUGACACUGCGAUACACCGUAAAGAAACCGGGUGUGUACUUGCUCCAGAAGGUCCUAGAUCACACGAAGCUUCAAGUGCGACCGCGCGCGGCUAGUUUGAUUGUCGCGUCCUGUCCGCAAGCCCGAGUGAAGCCGACAGGCGACAGCCGCUGCCGUAACGAUUUGUCCAAUGUUGCGCUGGAAGUCGAGGGUACGCCACCGCUCAACAUCAAGUACCAGUUAUCAGUGAACGGCAAGCCACGCGGUGUGUCCGAGUUCCAUAAUCUGCAACCCGACGACGUCAUCUCCCCUCUGUCACGACACAAUCCACAAGCAUUGGUAAAGCAUGGGCGCGAGGACGUUUCCUGGGCGCGAUCGCAAAAGGUCUCUGUUCCUCUAAACGAAACACUCUCCACUAGCGGUCGAUGGGAGUACGAAGUGGUGGAGGUGCAGGACGGUCUAGGCAACAUUGUUGACUUCGUAAACGUCGACGACGAUGAGCGGCCAAAGGCCAAAUUCUACGGGAUUCGUCAGUCGUUCGAAGUUCGUGAACGACCAAAGGCUUACUUGAGAGGCUGCGAUCCUUCGAGACCACUUAGAGUGGCCAAGGGUGAGGUCGCCCGUCUACCAGUCCACUACGGUUCCACCGGCAAGCAGGCCAUUGAAGGCGCACACGCCAUUGAGUAUCUGUUCACACCAGAGACGGAUAUUGUCAACAAUGGUUACCACAGCCCAAAUGCUGCAUUGAAAAGGCAAACCAUGCGAACCAUUCGGGAACAGCCGCUGAUUUCUAACGCUGGUCUUUACACGAUCAAGACUGUGUCUACUGACUUCUGCGAAGGAGAGGUGCUCGAGCCAGCCUCGUGUCUACUCCAAAAUCCUCCGGAGCCAGGUCUCUCUUUGACCAGCGAAGACAUUGUAGACAGAUGUGCCGGCAACCCUAUUGGUCUGCGCGUUGGUCUUGACCUUAUCGGAAGCCCACCCUUCGUGAUCAAGUACACGGAACACAUCAACCACCGAAAGAUUCCGAGGGAAUUGCAAAUCGCCACUCUCCGAAGCACGGCUGAUUUCACACCUCAGGACGCAGGUCACUACAAGUACACCUUCGAGAGCAUUCGUGACUCCGUCUAUAAGGAUACGCCUCUGCGGAAUCUUGAGUUGCAACAGAACGUUAGGCCGUCUGCGAAGGCAUCAUUUGUGGACAGCAAGCGAACCAAGCAAGUCUGCAUCGAUGACUCGGUAGACUUUGACGUCAAGCUGUCAGGAGAGGCGCCUUGGAAGCUGGAGUACGAGCUUGUACACAACGGUAAACGCACCAAGCGCACCGUUGAGACAGAGGAAGAGUACUACACCAUUAGGACUGAGAAGCUCCGCAGCGGUGGCGAGUACAUCGUGACCUUGGCAAGCAUCAGCGACAAGAUGGGUUGCAAAGAGUAUCUGAGGGAGGAGGCCAGGGUCAAUGUACGCCAUGAGCGACCCAAGGCCUACUUUGGACACAUUGAAGGCAAGCAAGCGAUUAUGGCGCUUGAGGGUAGGACGAUCGGUCUACCUCUUCGUUUUACUGGCAAUGCACCCUGGCGGCUAGAAUACGAGAACUUGGAUACGAAGGAAGUUAGGAAAGAGACUUUCCAAAACGCAAACGCAUUCCUGGACGUAAAGACAGAUGGCACAUACCAGCUGCUUUCGGUCAAGGAUGCCGUUUGCCCUGGACUGAUCGAAGAGAAGGCUGACCAGUUCUUGGUUCAGUGGGUUGCUCGACCCAAGCUGACUGUUCCUGAGUCAGACGCUAUCGUAUUCGAAGGCGGCAAAUACACGAAAGAGCCAGUCUGCGAAGGAGACGAAGACGCGCUGGAGGUAUCGCUUCAUGGAAACGCUCCGUUCGACGUCUCUUAUCAGACACAACAGAACGAUCCGAAGGGCAAGCUAGUGUCAGUCAGGAACAAAGACUUACACGUCGCAGGAGGCGCUGCCUCAAUCCGAGCAGAGACGUCGCAAGCCGGCACUUACGAGUACACCUUCCAGAAGCUGGCCGACUCCAGAUACAAUCAUUCCAAGAAGCACUUCUCCCCAGUCACCAUCAAACAGACUGUCCACCCGCGCCCUAGCGCUCGCUUCGACAAGCCAGGAAAGACAUACAGCUACUGCUCUAGAGAAUCAGAAGGCGAAGAGGUCAUCCCGAUCACAUUCGAAGGUGUUGCGCCGUUCUACCUGGAAGUAGAGAUCAAGCAUCAUGGCACACCAAAGCCCGAAAUCAGCAUGCACAAGAACAUCCCGACGAACAAGUACGACCUCAAAAUUGAGCACCGCAAGCUGCAUCUCGGACACUCUUCCAUCUCUAUCCGCAAGAUCCGCGACUCGCGUGGCUGCACGCUUAAGCCUGCUCCCGGUGGUCCUCGCGUGCAGAUCAGCGUGCACGAUGCACCCACCGCCACCGCUCUGGAAGACCGUACGAACUUCUGUGUUGGCGAACGCCUCUCGUUCGCACUCGGUGGUCAGGUUCCGUUCACUGUCUACUAUACAUUCGAAGGCCAGGAGCGCAAGGCAUCGAACGCAGGCACCACCUUCCGACGUCUCGCGGAGCUUCCCGGUACAUUCACCAUCACUGGUUUGCGCGACUCGGCAUCUGAGUGCCUUGCGUCACUCGACCUUACAAAGAAGAUCCACCCCAUUCCCUCGGUCCGCCUGUCGGGUGGUCGUGUCGACGAAAUUGACAUCCACGAAGGUGGAGGCACCGAUCUUGAGUUUCAGUUCUGGGGCACUCCGCCAUUCGAGUUCACCUACACAAGGAGCACGAACGCCGCGCGUGGCAAGAAGAGCAAGGUCCUCGAGAUCCGCACAGAGGUCAGCCACGAGAUGAGCAUGCGCAUCCCCGUACAGGAGGAGGGUACGUAUGAGGUGGUCAGCAUCAAGGAUGCGUGGUGCAGCUUUGCUCGCAACGAUAUCGAGGGUUUGGAGAAGAGCAAGGGUGGUGCUCAGAAGUUGCUGCAGUUCUAA